Messenger RNA from Cladocopium goreaui, 828 nucleotides. Lineage: Eukaryota; Dinophyceae; Suessiales; Symbiodiniaceae. The record is from the annotation of a GenBank genome assembly.
GCGGAACAUGUCUGGUUGCUGGGCACUGCCAUGGGGAUGCUGGGACUCAUGGCUCCACCGCAGCCACUAAGUGCCAGUGCGAAUGCGAAGACAGCCAGGCGCCAUGGCCAUGAGAUUACGAUCCCGAUUUGCCAGCACGGCAGUGCUUGUCCUGACAGCCUUGUUCGCCUGUAGAUCUUGGAAUCUGAGCUUUGUGAACGGUCCUGGCAGAUCGCUGGUUACCAACCAGCUCUUGCGAAGGGCAAGCGCAGCACCUUCAAGCAGUGAGAAAGUGGAGCAAGUGUCAAAGCCAAAGAGCGCAGAUGACAAGGACAUUGAUGAUGCGGUCCUUCGCAUGGCGAUGGCUAUGUCUGAUGAGGAGGACGGAACAGCCACAUCCACUCCGGCCAAGAAGACUGAGACCAAGGAGGAGGGUUUCGACUUCAGCAUUUUGAUCACGCUAUUUUGGGUCACCCUGAUCGUCUACUCCUUCGGUUCCAGUGUCAUUGGAGUGACGCAGGGCCGGAUCCAGGACAGAACUGGCGGCGACUUCACCCUCUACGACUUCUUUGACAACAUCUUUUCCUUCUCUGAGUGGAAUCUGGAGUACUCCCUCGGUUUUGAUCCCUUCAAGCUGUUUGACGGCUUGAAGAACGGAGGCGGUGCUCCCCCAUCCUGAGCAACUUGUGUUGCAAGGUUUUGCUGAAGGAGAGCUCAUCCUGCGUGGCUGUGACAUAACAUGAUAGCAUCCUCGGUGCGGAGAGCCUGAAAACUCACUCUCUUGUAGCACCAAUGGGUUGCAACUCAGCAGAAAUCAGAGAAUGGUGGGACGUUUCGGACAUUGUGCCG